UAGAGAUCAAUGGGAGCGUGUUUCAAACGUUGCGAAACAGCAAAACUUAUUACGUUCUGUUGUCAACACAUGUGCAGAGUUUAAAACCAGUCAGAAGUAGUGAUGUCCCCAUGAUCAAUUGUAAUCGAAAGUCGGUCGUUUGCAGCAACCGACUAAGCGCCUGGUUAUGAAAAAAAAGACAGUUGUACUCAUGCAAAAUGGCAAGGUUUAUAUUCUAUCCGACGUUACUAUACAAUGUUGUAAUGGAGAAGAUAUCAUUGAGGUGCUGGUUCAACAGAAUAGACAAGCAUGUAAUAUUAGGUGCACUGCCAUUCAGGAGUAUGAACAAGCAGCUUGUAGAGGAUGAGAAAGUCAAGGGGAUUAUAACGUGUAACGAAGAUCAUGAAUUAGAAUACUUCGUUAAUACCAAAGAUGAGUGGGCUGCACUUGGUGUAGCCCAGCUAAGGUUGACCUGCCCAGACAUGGUUGGAUCACCAAGCCAAGAGCAGCUACACCGAGCUGUAGAAUUUUUAAACAGCUUCCGCAACACAGAGAACAGCGUGUAUGUGCACUGCAAGGCCGGCCGGAGCAGAAGUGCGACUAUAGUUACAUGUUACCUGAUGCAGCUGCAUCUGUGGACUCCAGAAGAAGCGGUUACGUACAUCAAAGAAAAGCGGCCACACAUCGUGAUACGUAGCGCACAGGACAUAGAAAUACACCAAUUUUAUGCUAACAACAUAAAGACGCUACGUGAACAGCUACAGCAGGAAACCUAAUAGCAAGAAGUUACUUUUAAAAUAUAUGAUGUAAAUCACAUUUUAUCAGUGCAUUACUGCAAUAGAAUGUAUUAUAUAGAAGACUAUCACUAUAAAAAUUGCGGAGCGUUUCCACUGCUUAUCAGUGAUUAACUGAUAAACUGGGGAUUAAAGGUUAAGGGGCAGGGAGGUAAAUCAUGAUUCACUUCCUAACUUAUAGUUUAUCAUUAAUAUAAACUUGAACAACAUAUUAACAUGUUAAAUCACAUUCUUGCCUCACGUGCAGCUUGUGUUGAUGUAUAUCCAGAGAAUAUGCAAUACUAGUAGGUUGUAAUGCUGGGGAUGCACAGCAGGAAUUUGAGAACUGAUAACUACUUAAAUUACCUAUAGCACACUGCUGGGAGGAAUGCCAUAGCUUGGGGUAGUUCAACACUUACACACUGUUCUUUUUACAAACAGAAAACAGAUAACAGCAUCGGACAGCAACGUUAGCAUUAACAUCUACAGCAGUGGAAUUCCAAUCAAAAUAAACACUCGCAUUAUGCUGCACUUGUUUAGUCUAUUAAUGGAAACGAUUAGGAAUCUUACUAUGUAUAGUGUAUAUGUUACAGUGUACUAUAUAUAUACACACAUACAUACAACUGUAGAUCCAUGAUAAUUAAGACAAACCAAUGUCUAAUAAUAAGUGUAAGGGUGUCAAGUAAUAAUACUUAGGACUUGCCAGUAUGGUAGGCUAAUUGCAGUGUAGAACUUAUCACUUGUAGUACAUGGAGACAAAAAAUGGUACAAAAACUAUGUCGUGUCUGUACAAGUAUAUGCUGUACAGACACUGACACAAUAUUGCUCAAUAGGCCAUUUCAGCAGUUUGUGAUAGGCCAAAUAAUUAAAUUAAACAACGUAGUUUUCUGGUAAUGUAAAUCAGUUUAAUGAAUGAAUGAACCUCAGUUGCUAGUACUGUUUUUAACGAUGUUUGAAACACAUUACAUUAUAUUAUAGUUCUUGAAGUGUAGUGCAAGCACUAACUAACUAGCAGCCAGAUUUAUGCAACAGACGAGAACUCUAAAAUAAAUAGAUCAUGCACAUAA
Priapulus caudatus is the source of this 1819-nucleotide messenger RNA. RefSeq names its product phosphatidylglycerophosphatase and protein-tyrosine phosphatase 1-like. The coding region runs from base 198 to 755 and encodes 185 amino acids. Gene Ontology annotation, molecular function: protein tyrosine/serine/threonine phosphatase activity; phosphatidylglycerophosphatase activity; phosphatidylinositol-4,5-bisphosphate 5-phosphatase activity. Gene Ontology annotation, biological process: protein dephosphorylation. The transcript has 6 exons. Lineage: Eukaryota; Metazoa; Priapulida; Priapulimorpha; Priapulimorphida; Priapulidae. The record is from RefSeq and is a predicted model, not a curated record.